AGCCAUGGCCCGCGAGAACGGCGAGGACGGCUCCUCGUGGAAGAAGCAAGCCGACGACAUCAGCAAGAUCUUCGAGUUCAAGGAGACCCUGGGCACUGGUGCAUUCUCUGAAGUAGUUUUGGCUGAAAACAGGACUACUGGAAAACUAUUUGCAGUCAAGUGCAUCCCAAAGAAAGCCCUGAAAGGGAAGGAAAGCAGCAUUGAGAAUGAAAUUGCAGUUCUGAGAAAGAUCAAGCAUGAAAAUAUUGUUGCCCUGGAAGACAUCUAUGAGAGUCCAAACCACUUGUACCUGGUCAUGCAACUUGUGUCCGGAGGUGAACUAUUUGACCGCAUCGUAGAGAAAGGAUUUUACACUGAGAAAGAUGCCAGCACUCUGAUACGGCAGGUGUUAGAUGCUGUGUAUUAUCUUCACAGAAUGGGCAUUGUUCACAGAGACCUCAAGCCUGAAAACCUGUUGUACUACAGCCAAGAUGAAGAAUCUAAAAUAAUGAUAAGUGAUUUUGGACUGUCAAAAAUGGAAGGUAAAGGUGACGUCAUGUCCACAGCAUGUGGCACCCCAGGAUAUGUCGCUCCUGAAGUUCUUGCCCAGAAACCCUACAGCAAAGCAGUAGAUUGUUGGUCCAUUGGAGUUAUUGCAUAUAUUCUGCUCUGUGGGUAUCCUCCCUUCUAUGAUGAAAAUGACUCCAAGCUUUUUGAGCAGAUCCUUAAAGCAGAAUAUGAAUUUGACUCUCCAUAUUGGGAUGAUAUCUCUGACUCUGCCAAAGAUUUUAUUCGGAAUUUGAUGGAGAAAGACCCAAACAAAAGAUAUACCUGUGAGCAGGCAGCCCGACAUCCCUGGAUUGCUGGUGACACAGCCCUCAAUAAAAAUAUUCACGAGUCCGUCAGUGCACAGAUUCGCAAGAACUUUGCAAAAAGCAAAUGGAGACAAGCAUUUAAUGCCACAGCAGUUGUGAGACACAUGAGAAGGUUACAUCUUGGCAGCAGUUUGGACAGUUCAAAUGUAAGCAUGUCAAGCUCCCUCAGCCUGGCGAAGCCACUACCUGAUGGAACAACGAGGAAAGAUUGUAUGUCCCCAUCCACCCCCUGUAGUUUUGCAUCAUCGGCUUCAUCUGCGGUUUCUGCCGUAGGAGAGCGGAGACCGAGGCAGACCACAGUGACAACAGUGCAUACAGGGACCAAGUGAUCCAGACUGCUGCUGCCCCCGCCCUCUCGAAGAGGUCAGAGGUGGGGGGAGUGCCCAGGCAGGCGUGGAGAUGCAGGCAAGCCUUCUCCUGGGUGAUUUCAUCCUGCAUUGCAAGCUCAGUGAAGGACUGGAAAGAAGGAUUUUUUUAAAUGGCCAUAUUUUAUACUGCAAUUCUGAAAUGUUGCAUUUAUCACCAACUGCAAUGACUCUGGGAGGGUGGGAAGGGUCAGAUCUAACAGUAUCUGGUGCUGAGUUAAUGAAUCUAGGAAUGUUCUAAUGGACACUCAUGCUAGUUCCUCAAUGAUUUACUCUAUUUUCAGUGUAGGUAACAGUAUAUGCUUUUUCAUUAACUAAAGGUCUCAACUGGAUUAUUUAAAUAGAGGUGAUUUCUGAGCAUUA
Podarcis raffonei (Aeolian wall lizard) is the source of this 1582-nucleotide messenger RNA. It is a transcript of the gene CAMK1D, whose product is annotated as calcium/calmodulin dependent protein kinase ID. Gene Ontology annotation, molecular function: calmodulin binding; ATP binding; calcium/calmodulin-dependent protein kinase activity. NCBI's taxonomy places the organism in Eukaryota, Metazoa, Chordata, Lepidosauria, Squamata, Lacertidae. The record is from RefSeq and is a predicted model, not a curated record. Gene Ontology annotation, biological process: peptidyl-serine phosphorylation. Gene Ontology annotation, cellular component: intracellular anatomical structure. The transcript has 11 exons. Bases 5 to 1183 code for a protein of 392 amino acids.